This is a messenger RNA of Ipomoea nil (Japanese morning glory), 948 nucleotides long. RefSeq names its product chalcone--flavonone isomerase. NCBI's taxonomy places the organism in Eukaryota, Viridiplantae, Streptophyta, Magnoliopsida, Solanales, Convolvulaceae. Gene Ontology annotation, molecular function: chalcone isomerase activity. The transcript is spliced from 3 exons. The record is from RefSeq and is a predicted model, not a curated record. Gene Ontology annotation, biological process: flavonoid biosynthetic process. Bases 111 to 836 code for a protein of 241 amino acids.
CAACCGUCACCUCAACCAACUACAAAUUCCCCAUCCAAUUAGCUGCUUUACUCCAACCCCUGUUUUCAUAUAUAGUUGCGGAAAAAAAGUGUACUGCGAAGCCGUGAACAAUGUCUGCGCCGCCGUGUGUCGCCGAAGUCAAAGUGGAGAGCUACGUGUUUCCGGCGACGGUCAAGCCGCCGGGCACGGCCAAGACCCUGAUCCUGGGUGGCGCAGGGGCGAGAGGAUUGAACAUCGACGGGAAGUUCGUCAAGUUCACGGCGAUAGGCGUCUACUUGGAAGCCGACGCCGUUCCCUCUCUCGCCGUUAAGUGGAACGGGAAAAGUGCGGAGGAGUUGACGGAUUCCGUCCAAUUUUUCAGGGACAUCGUUACGGGUCCCUUUGAGAAGCUGACACGGAUAACGAUGAUCUUGCCGUUAAGCGGCAAGCAGUAUUCGGAGAAGGUGACGGAAAACUGCGUUGCUUUCUGGAAAGCCGCCGGAAUGUAUGGCGAUGCAGAGAGAAAAGCUAUCGACAAGUUUAAUGAUGUUUUCAGUGACCAAAUGUUCCCACCGGGCGCCUCUAUUUUCUUCAAUCAAUCACCCCUUGGCUCGUUAACGAUUAGCUUCUCCAAAGACGGUUCAACGCCGGAGACUGCGAGCGCAAUAAUAGAGAACAAGCCGCUGUCGGAGGCGGUGCUGGAGUCGAUCAUCGGCAGCAAGGGUGUUUCCCCCGAAGCAAAGCAGAGCCUCGCCGUCAGAUUGUCGGACCUGUUCAUGAACGGCGGCGACGCCAUAAGCGGAAAAGUUGGAGGUGAGAAUGAUGUCAUUCCACAAACGGUCGUCGUCUCUAAAUAGGAAAUGGAGAAAUGAUAUCUGUUUUAUUUGGGAGUGGCGUCUGCCAAUCUAAUAAAGACUAAUAUUAUGCAUACUCUUAAUUUAUACGGAUUACUUUUGUUUUUAUUUUGUA